CCUAUAUAUAAACCGCACCAAUCUUUCAUUCGGAUACGAACGUUCCAGAUUCUAGAGCAGGUAUUCACCUCUGCAUGCCGCCUCUGCAGCCCUUUGCUCCUUCAAGGAACCUGCACCUCGAUCCCUCCAACCAUCUUGUCCCUUGCGUUGCCUGCACACCAUAUAUUCCUUCCACUCCGGCCUACCAUAAUGACAGCUGCUGACUCCUCAAGUCCGGUAUCCGCAAAGAAGCGUAAGAGGAACACCGAAUAUGAGCCCUCUAGCCCGAAGCCCCCAGCCCUCGCUCUUCUGUGGCCUCCACCUUUACCUGACAUAUCUGCCCUCGUUCCAACACCUACAGGAAUCCUGUCAGAUAUGCCAAACCUUGGUUCAGCGGCUGUCACCGCACUAGAGACCAUUGAGGGCCUACAAUGUACCGAUGUCGAUUCCGACGUGUUUAGCACCGAGAUACCGGAUGUCACAACUGUUGAAAAAGCUCAGGACACCGGGCUGUCAUCUCGUACAUCUUGGAUCCAACUAUUGCCGGGCCUGUCCGAGAAACCCUGUCCGCUGCCAGAGCUCCUCUUAGAGCCAGCACCCCCAUUUCUUGAUGUCCAAGCCCCAAAGUUGCAGGUCGGGAUGACAACAUCGCUUGAUGGCAAGUGGCUUCAUGGCAAGGCCUACUACUACGAUUUUGACGCGGCAUAUGCACGCCUUGACUUUACCGGGAGGAGGUUCUUUCGCCUAACAGACGCCCAGGGCACUAGCAUCAAGCCGAUAUGCGUGCACUUUUGUCCCCCUUUUGGGAAUGGGAUCACGAUGGAUCGUGGCGCAAUCCUGGUUGUAAUUCGUGAAAUGAUGCAGAGAUACGCAGAGGAGGUCCAGAGCACGUGGGCGAGGUUCUCAUCGGACAUGGAGAAUUGGAGAAACAGGAGACGAGACAUUGAAUUCAAGGCACUCAAGGAUAACGCCUGUUAUGAGCUCAAUACCAUCCAGCAAAUUUAUCAUCUGGAGGUCGCCAAGGCCAAUCGAGGGGAGUUCGAUCCGUUUUUCAUUGGGUAUGCCCCAGAUGGAAGCACUCUGAUGCAUGCCCAUCAACAUCGAAUUCGCACUUACUAUCGGGCCGCCUCUGCCAGCGAGGUAUAUCCCAAGCGCCUGAACGACAUUGGAGAAACGCUCAAAAAGCUUCAUUCUCAUCUGGCCAAGCCGCCUUUGGUUUUUCCUGGGCCAACGACUGCUCCCCAGAACCGCAACAUCAAACCGUAGUUAAAUCCACCGCCACAAGUCGUGCCGGUCGGAGAUGCGGCCUCUCUACUCCCGUUUGAUAGCUCUUAGGGGCGUUCGUUCUGGAGCUUUACUCUUUGAUACUUCCUCCUACUUCUUGCAAUAAGAUUGUUUGCUUUCUCUCGCAUCCCCAGUGUACAUAAUGGCAUGACUGUCGUGUAUCUGGAUCGUUCUUUUGCAGUGUAUUUAUCAGUUAAUGUUAUUAUGGUA
Molecule: messenger RNA, 1473 nt
Organism: Aspergillus sclerotioniger CBS 115572
Lineage: Eukaryota; Fungi; Ascomycota; Eurotiomycetes; Eurotiales; Aspergillaceae
Exons: 2
Coding region: 190-1245 (351 amino acids)
Source: RefSeq, a predicted model, not a curated record